This is a messenger RNA of Cryptosporidium muris RN66, 1635 nucleotides long. RefSeq names its product TCP-1/cpn60 chaperonin family protein. Bases 1 to 1635 code for a protein of 544 amino acids. The record is from RefSeq and is a predicted model, not a curated record. NCBI's taxonomy places the organism in Eukaryota, Apicomplexa, Conoidasida, Eucoccidiorida, Cryptosporidiidae. The transcript has a single exon. Gene Ontology annotation, biological process: protein folding. Gene Ontology annotation, molecular function: ATP-dependent protein folding chaperone; ATP binding; ATP hydrolysis activity. Gene Ontology annotation, cellular component: chaperonin-containing T-complex.
AUGUCUAAGAUGGUCACUGAAAGUUUAAUGAGAAAUGAAAGGAGUAGAACUACUCGCCAUGAAAAUAUUAUUGCAGCAAAGACAAUUUCAGACAUAAUUAGGACAAGUUUAGGCCCUAAGGGUAUGGAUAAGAUGAUAGAGAAGGAUGGGGUAAUUAUUACUAAUGAUGGGGCUACUAUACUAAAAGAGAUAUCUGUUGUUCAUCCAUGUGCCAAAAUGUUGGUAGAAUUAUCUAAAGCCCAAGAUGUAGAGGUUGGAGAUGGAACAAGCUCUGUAGUAAUUAUAGCUGGAAGUUUAUUGAGUGCAGCAGAAACUUUGCUGAAUAAAGGGAUCCAUCCUCAAGUGAUAUCUGAAUGUUUUGUAGAAGCUUGUAGCAAAGCUGAGGAUGUACUGAGACGAAUGGCUAUCCCUGUAGAUAUUAAUGAUAAAAGUGUACUAAUAAAGUCAGCAUGUACAUCCUUAAAUUCAAAGAUUGUAAGCCACAAUGCUCAACAUUUGGCUGGUAUUGCAGUAGACGCAGUUAUGGGUAUUGCAAAGGGUUCAAAUUUAAAGGCAAUUACAACUGAAUCUGGGGACUUAUGUGAUUCAUAUUCAGGGGCCAAAGUAACUAAAACUGUUGAUCUACGUAAUAUUCGUAUUGUUAAGAAGUUGGGGGGGACAAUAGAUGAUACAGAACUUGUAGAUGGCCUAAUACUACACCAACAGAAAGUCUCAAGAACAGCAGGAGGUCCUACAUGUGUUCAGAAUGCAAGAAUUGGAUUAAUACAAUUCUGCUUAUCAAGUCCUAAGACAGAUAUAGAAAAUAAUAUUAUUGUCAAGGAUUAUACUGCAAUGGAUAGACUUCUACGAGAAGAACGAAUGAUUACUGUUCAAAUGGUUAAGAAGAUUGCUGCAACAGGAUGUAAUGUACUUUUGAUACAAAAAAGUAUCCUAAGGGAUGCUAUCAGUAGUCUUGCUCUAGACUACUGUGCAAAGGCUAAAAUUUUAGUUGUCAAAGAUAUUGAGAGGGAUGAAAUUGAAUUCCUUUCAAAGGCUUUAAAUUGUGUUCCUGUAGCAUCUAUUGAUAAUUUUACUAGUGAUAAAUUAGGAUGUGCAAAUUGUGUAUCUGAUGAAGAUUUAAAUGGUAAUGGAAGGAUCUGUCGCAUUACUGGGAUUUCAGGAAAGGAUGUUAGAACUAUUUUUGUCAGAGCUUCAAAUAAUCUUAUGCUUGAAGAGACAGAAAGAUGUAUUCAUGAUGCUCUAUGUGUCAUAAGAAGCAUAAUAAAAGAAGAAGCUUUAGUUCCUGGGGGAGGUGCUUGUGAAUCACAAAUAUUUAUUGAACUAUCACACUGGGCUAAUAGUCUUGCUGGUAUAAAGCAAUUAUGUAUUAAUGCUUAUGCUCAAGCCUUUGAAAUUAUUCCAUAUACUCUGGCUGAGAAUGCAGGUUUAAAUCCUAUUGAGAUAGUUACUGAAUUGCGUAAUAAACAUGCUGCUGGUGAAAUAUACUCUGGUAUAAAUAUACGUAAAGCUACUGUUUCAGAUAUACUCAAAGAGGAUGUUCUACAACCUCUACUUAUUAACCUCUCUGCUGUAAGACUUGCAACUGAGACUGUAAUGAUGAUUUUAAAGAUUGAUGAUAUUAUUCCAUGUCUUUAG